Messenger RNA from Prunus armeniaca (apricot), 2157 nucleotides. The record is from the annotation of a GenBank genome assembly. Lineage: Eukaryota; Viridiplantae; Streptophyta; Magnoliopsida; Rosales; Rosaceae.
AUGCUGUGGAGGAAAGAAGUACAAGUGAAUGUGUUGUCUGUAUCAGCAGGCCAUAUUGACUGUUGGGUGAAUAAUCAUCUCAUACAACCAUUCAGAGUGACUGGAUUCUAUGGUAACCCGGAAACAUCCUUAAGAAUUUUCUCUUGGGAAUUGCUAAGAAGAUUGGCGAGUUCUUGUAAAAGUCCUUGGGUUUGUUUGGGUGAUUUUAAUGAGCUGUUUUCAGAAAGAGAAUCAAAUGGGGUUAGAAGGAGACCAAUGUAUCAAAUGGAAAAUUUCCGAAAGUCUCUAGAGGAUUUUGGCUUGAGUGAUAUUGGUUUUGAAGGUUUUCCUUUCACUUGGUGUCGGAAGGAUGGUAAUGGGAAUGUUCUUUGGGAAAGACUUGAUCGAGUAGUAGUAAAUACAGAGUUCAGGAUCUUGUGGCACCAAACAAAGGUUCAUCACUUGAACAGUGUUGUUUCUGAUCACAAGCCAGUCCUUUUAACCCUUAAUGCCCAAAAUAGUAAUGAUGCUGGAAGCUCAGCAAGGAAAUGCAGAUUUCAGUUUGAAAAGAUGUGGUUGAAAGAGGAGGGAUUUGAAGAUGUUGUGAGGUCUGCCUGGGAACACAAUGGAGCUGAGGGAGGUCAUAAUAUAGAGGUGAUCACUGACAAGGUUAGUCCAAAAGUGCCUGAUCAAAUGAAGCAUUUUCUCAUUAAGCCUUACAACAAAAAUGAGGUUGAGGUAGCUUUGAAGCAAAUGCCUCCCUCAAAGGCUCCUGGAAUUGAUGGAAUGUCUGUUAUUUUUUUCCAGAAAUAUUGGCACAUUCUUGGGGAUGAAGUUGCUGAGAUAUGCAGUGCUUUUGUUCCAAAGAGGCAGAUUUCUGAUAACAUCAUUCUGGCUUUUGAAACAAUCCAUGCCAUGAAAUGUAGAAGGGGGAAAAGAGUUCCAAGGUGUGCUUUGAAGCUAGAUAUGGCAAAAGCGUAUGAUAGAGUUGAGUGGAAUUUCAUCUGUAAAAUGAUGGAGAAAUUGGGUUUCCCGGAUGAGUUUAUCAAGCUGGUUUUUGAGUGUAUCUCUACAGUUUCAUAUUCUUUGAUAAGGCAUGGAGCUGUUGAGGGUAAUAUUAUUCCACAAAGGGGGAUUAGACAAGGAGAUCCCUUAUCUCCCUAUCUUUUUCUCAUAUGUGCAAGGGGUUUCUCUACGUUACUUAAACAAGCAGAGCUUUCUGGUGACAUAAAAGGGAUUGAAGUUGCAAGGGGGGCCCCUCCAAUUUCUCAUUUGUUUUUUGCAUAUGACAGUUUACUCUUUCUUGAAGCAACACCGCAGGCCUGUAGAAACCUAAAGAGGGUGUUUGAGAUUUAUGAGAUGGCAGCAGGGCAAAAAAUAAAUUUGGAUAAGUCUGCGAUUGCUUUCAGUCCAAGCACUCCCAUGCAAUUAAGGAAUGAGAAUUCUGAGUGUAGCAAAGGUAUUAGUUGGGCAAAAAAGUGGAUGCAUUUGUGUUUUGCAAAGGAUGAAGGUGGAAUGGGGUUUAGAGAUUUGGAGGCUUUCAACAAAGCGCUUGUGGCUAAGCAAUCUGGUAAAGGAAGAGCUUCUUCUUAUAUUUGGAGGUCUUUGAUUUCGGGUUGUGAGUUGCUCUUCAGUGGGUUAAGGAAGAGGAUUGGAGACGGUAAAGAAACACUAGUCUAUGGUGAUCCUUGGAUUCCUAGACCAAACUCCUUCCGUCCUAUUUCCCCUCAAGUGUUGGAUCAAGAAACUAAAGCUGGAGAUGUCAAAGAAAAAGGAUUGCAGUGGGGCUGGUGGAUCUUCUUCAGAACCAAGAGUACGAAAUGCUUUCUGGAGAAAAGUUUGGUCCCAAGAGCUGUUAUGGAAGGACGUUCUUGUGCACAAGAUGUGAUCUUUAACAUAGCCCAUUAUUUGGCUGGUGAAUAUGGAAGAAGUCUUGUGGAAGGGGAACCUAAAUUAAUUAUAGAGAAACAAACCAAAUGGUCUCCUCCUCCAGUUGGUAAAUAUAAACUGAAUGUUGAUGCUGCUUUUAUUCCCGAAACAGAUGUGGGUGGAAUUGGUGCUGUUGUUAGAAAUGACAAAGGGGAAGUGAUGGCAGCUAUGGCCCUUCCUCUUGCCAAUGCCACCUCAUCUAAACAUGCAGAGAUCAUGGCGCUUCUUUUCGGGAUGAAAUUUGCCUGA